UGACAUUUGUGUUUUUCGCGAAGAUUGUUUGUAUUGUUGUGGUGUUGUUUGAAACUUAAAUUCUUUUGGAAUUGAUAAUAUAGAUAGAAAAAUGAACGAGAACGAUAUAAAUAUGACUGGUCAUGUUUCUAUAAGAUUGGCGUCUGAGAGAGUUAAUCAUUGUGUAGCCUCAAGCAAUGAUACACCCAGGUUCUAUACGCCGGGAGAGGUUAUAAGUGGAAUGCAGGAUUUCAUGCGUGGUCAUGGAACAUAUGUAGAAGAUAAUUGUCUUAAAUCUUCAGUGGCAGGUGUAAUGCAAAAAGUGAACAAAUUGAUAUGUGUACGACCAUUGAAGAGUCGGUAUGUAGGUGAAAUUGGUGAUGUAGUUGUCGGCAGAGUGCUUGAAGUGCAGCAGAGGAGGUGGAAAGUGGAAACUAAUUCACGAUUGGACUCAAUAUUGCAAUUAUCCUCCGUGAACUUGCCUGGUGGAGAACUGCGUCGCAGAUCAGCUGAGGAUGAGCAAACAAUGAGGAAACAUUUAAAAGAAGGAGAUCUUAUCAGUGCAGAAGUUCAAAGUGUGUUCGCUGAUGGCUCAUUGUCACUCCACACAAGAAGCUUGAAGUAUGGCAAGUUAUCGCAAGGAGUGUUAGUGAAGGUGUUCCCAUCGUUGAUCAGGCGCCGCAAGAACCACUUCCACAACCUGCCGUGCGGCGUCUCCGUCAUCAUCGGCAACAACGGCUUCAUAUGGCUCAGUCCGCGGCUAGAGGAAGCGACGAUCGACGAGAAUCCAGAUGAGACAAAAAAUAAUGAGUUGCAGCCAGUCGAUAGUAUAGACAGAGAAACAUUAGCAAGACUUAAGAACUGUAUAGCAGCUCUCGUCGCUUCAAAAAUGAUGCUCGACGACUCUAGCAUCAUGUUUGCAUACGAAGAGAGCCUGAAGUAUGAGGAUGUGAAGGAGCUGCUGGACCCGGAGGCUAUGCUGGACGUGGCCUUUAUGACACAGCACAGACUGAACAAUCUAAUGGACGAGUGACAUUACAAAACAAUAAUAAAAACCAUGUUUUUCUUAUAUCCUCCAAUUUUAGUCACAAAGACCUGCUGACUUAUUUGAUUGAUUGAUUGAUUGAUUGGUUGAUAAUAUUUCAACUACAUACUAUAAGUUUGCGCGUGGCCAGAAUCGGAAGUAACCAAAAGUGCCGCCAUCUUGUUGUCUAUCUCUAUCUAUCUCUCGGCGGAUAAAAGAGAUCACUAGCGCUGGCAUAUAAUUGCGCCGCCAAGUCGCGCGUUGACUAAUGACUUACCUUGCGCGAAUUCUAUAUGAUAUCCACCAGUAGGCACCGGAUGACAUUUGUAUUUCGUAUGGUAUGUAUAUGACAUUUUGUCAAUUGAUUUGUUGUUUAUUUUAAUAAGUUGAUAAUAAAGACCAAAGUAGGAAAUAGGCCAGCUGGGCCUGUAGCCAUGUGGCGAGUCAUUUCUCUUUCUACAAUCGUAAACGCUUCAAAAUUAAAAAAAAAAGUGUGCGUCUUGCGACGCUCGACUGAAGUGAUAACUUAAACAAAUUGCUACUAAUUAAUUAAAUAAAAUUAAUUAUUGAAUAUAAUUAAGAAUCAUCUAUUUUCGGAGAGGUGUGAUUGAAUACUUUGACAGCAACAACAUAAAGCUAAACUUUUAAAAUAGUCUGUGGUCGUAAAACCAGUCCGAAGUUCGCUCUGUCAACUGCAACUGUCAAACGUGACGACUUCAACUGCAACGCGUUACGUUACUAUUACUAAGCAAACAAGAGCAAGCCGCCCGGUUACGGUUUACAUGGGCAAUUAAAACUAACAAAUCUAGGACGAUUUGAGAGGAUGUUUAAGAAUUUCUAAGUAAAUAAUAUGAAAACUGUUGUAGGUAAAUAAAAGUUGUAAAUAAAAUCUUUUGUUCGUAAUAAAA
Molecule: messenger RNA, 1911 nt
Organism: Bicyclus anynana (squinting bush brown)
Lineage: Eukaryota; Metazoa; Arthropoda; Insecta; Lepidoptera; Nymphalidae
Gene: Rrp4
Product: exosome complex component RRP4
Exons: 5
Coding region: 92-1012 (306 amino acids)
Biological process (GO): CUT catabolic process; TRAMP-dependent tRNA surveillance pathway; U4 snRNA 3'-end processing
Cellular component (GO): nuclear exosome (RNase complex); cytoplasmic exosome (RNase complex)
Molecular function (GO): RNA binding
Source: RefSeq, a predicted model, not a curated record